AUGGCCGCUCCUUCGUCAGCGGCGAGCACCGCCAACAUCAUGCUGGCAAUCUACGAGAAGAAAACGGUCUCACUCGACCUCUACCGCCCACUCCGCAACUACAUCGUCUACAAUUACUCCGAACGCGAGGCUCAAAUCCUCGAAGACGACCUAGAAACCCUAAAGCAGUACCGCUCCGAUCUCGAAAAGCCCACCGAUUCUCUCCCCUCUCGCCGCGAUUUGCUCCAAAAUUACUACAGAGCCCUUUGCUGCGUUGAGUCUCGAUUCCCAAUCUCCCCCGACAAAGACCACAUCAAUACGGUGACGUUUUCGUGGCACGACGCUUUUAAGAAUAAAUUGAAAGCUUCGCAGCAGAAUAUUCAUUUGGAGAAAGCUGCUGUGUUGUUUAAUUUGGGGGCGGUCUAUAGUCAGAUGGGAUUGGGUGUGGAGAGGUCUACAGUGGAGGGGCGGAGGCAGGCAGUGCAGAAUUUCGUGGCGGCGGCUGGGGCUUUUGCGUUUCUGAGGGACAAUGUGGCGGUGAAGGCGUCGAUGGGGAGUUCGACGACGGUGGAUGUUUCGGUGGAGUGCGCUGGGAUGUUGGAGAGGUUGAUGUUGGCUCAGGCUCAGGAGUGUGUGUUUGAGACUACGAUCGCGAAAGGGAGUACCCCUGGGGUUUGUGCCAAAAUCUCUAGACAGGCUGGGCUGUACUAUGAGGAAGCUUUGGCAGCAUUGAAUGUUGCGCCUCUCAACCAGCAUUUUGACAAAACCUGGCUUUCUCAUGUUCAGUUGAAGGCAACCUUGUUUUAUGCAGAGGCUUGUUAUAGGUACAGUUUAGAGCUACAUGAGAAGGAAGAGAUUGCCGAGGAAAUUGCUCGGUUGAAGAGUGGGGUUAGUGCUUUGUCUGAGGCAAAGAAAUCAUCUUCAAAGGGGGCCGCUCAGCAGCUUUUGGAUGCAAUUAAUAAGCUAGAGGCCAUUGUUAAUUGUAAUCUUGAGAGGGCUGUGAAGGAAAAUGAUAGAGUUUACCUUAUGAGGGUUCCUCUGGCCAGCUCUUUGCAGCCUCUUCCUGCAUUUUCCAUGGUUAAGUCCAUGCCCAUGAAUGAGGUUUUGGAUGCUAGCAGGGAGAAGAUGUUCGCUAGUCUUGUUCCUGACAGCAGUGCAAAGGCUCUUUCCAGGUACACCGAAAUGGUUGAUGACAUCAUCAGAACACAAGCUGAGAAAUUGCAGCAGGGGAGUGAGCUAGCCCGAGUGAGGCUUAAGGAAAUGGAUUUGCCUGAAUCAAUUCUUGCUUUGGAAGGAAAUUUCACUUUGCCAACAGCUCUUAAAGAAGAUGUGGAGGCAGUGCAGAUCAGUGGGGGCCCAGCUGGUUUGGAAGCUGAGCUUCAGCAACUUAAGGAUUUAAGGAGGGUAAACCGGGAAUUGCUGGUCCAGACUGAGGAGCUCUUGCAGAAAGAAGCAAACGAAGAUAUGCAGUUUAGAACCCAAUUUGGGACACGGUGGACUAGGCCUCAAUCCAGUACUUUAACAAAGAACUUGCAAGAUAGGCUGAAUAGGUUUGCAGCCAAUCUGAAGCAAGCUGCAGAAAGUGAUGCCCGGAUUGAGCGCUCAGUGAGAGAUCAUUCGGCCCUCAUGUCAAUCCUGGACCGCCGUCCGAUAGAAUCUGCUCUUCCCAGUCUGGCGAGGCCCAUAAUGUCUUUGGAUGCCAAUGAAGAUGCUAUAGUGGGAGCUUUGAAGCUGAGCUUGAGGCAUUUGGAGACCCUUGGUGCUCAGCGGGCAGGUCUUGAAGACAUGCUUAAAGAGAUGAAGAGGAAG
Messenger RNA from Ilex paraguariensis (yerba mate), 1788 nucleotides. The record is from the annotation of a GenBank genome assembly. Lineage: Eukaryota; Viridiplantae; Streptophyta; Magnoliopsida; Aquifoliales; Aquifoliaceae.